AUGGUAAGAGGACGAGAUGUAAGCAGUUAUCGUGAUCGUCAUGGAAAUAUAUCACAAAAUGUAUUAGCUGCAUGCAACUUUGAUUUGGAAUUCAUGUACGUUCUUAGCGGAUGGGAGGGUUCAGCACAUGAUUCCAAGCUAUUAAAUGAUACUUUGACAAGGAGGAAUGGACUUAAAGUACCCCAAGGUAAGUAUUUUUUGGUGGAUUGUGGAUUUCCAAAUCGACGCAAAUUUUUAGCCCCAUAUCGAGGUGUACGAUAUCAUCUACAAGAUUUUGCAGGUCAUGGUAAUGACCCUGAAAAUGAAAAGGAAUUAUUCAAUCUUCGACAUGCGUCCUUAAGGAAUGUGAUUGAGAGAAUAUUUGGUGUUUUUAAAUCGCGGUUCACAAUUUUUAAGUCCGCGCCUCCAUUUCCAUUUAAGGCACAAGCGGAGCUUGUGUUGGCAUGCGCAGCACUUCAUAAUUUUCUUCGUAAAGAAUGUCGUUCAGAUGAAUUUCCAGUCGAACCUACGGAUGAGUCUUCAUCCUCAUCUUCAGUGUUACCAAAUCAUGAAGACAAUAAUUAUGAACUCAUUGUUCAAACACAAGAGCAGGAACGAGAAGAUGCAAAUUUAUGGAGGACUAGUAUAGGUUCAGAUAUGUGGAGAAAUGCUACUUAGAAAAUCAUGGAUUUAUAAUCACUUUGUUACUAUUUUUUUAGGCAAUAAUGAAUAUUGCUAUAAAAAAUUUCGUUUUUAUUUGCUUUAUUCAAACUUUAGAAUUUAUUUAUGUAAUAAAUAAAAAGUUA
Trifolium pratense (red clover) is the source of this 785-nucleotide messenger RNA. RefSeq lists its product as uncharacterized. The transcript is spliced from 2 exons. The record is from RefSeq and is a predicted model, not a curated record. Bases 1 to 657 code for a protein of 218 amino acids. NCBI's taxonomy places the organism in Eukaryota, Viridiplantae, Streptophyta, Magnoliopsida, Fabales, Fabaceae.